AUGUCCAUUCAAGAUCACUGGGACCAGGAGGAGGAGGAGAUAUAUGCCAAUAAUAGUGUAUUGACCUUGUACCUGCGACCAGAACAGGUCAUGACCUUCAGUAUCGAUCGGGCGGCUUUUGCAACAUGCAUCUUCAUACCCGACCGUUCGGACUACAACUCUUCAUUGGCAUUAGCUUUUUCGAUGCUCGGCAAGAUGAAGGACUGCCAGCAGGAAGGUGGGAAGGUGGUGUCCGUAGCUUAUGAGAUCAACGGUUUUGGAGCGUUUGCCAUUCUCUUAUUUGAUAGAGGGUACCAAAACGUGUAUAAAAAGGCGAAGGAGAGGGCAGAAGAACACCCGGCAUUGCAUGCGGAACCAUGUUUCCAUACUCCAGUCUCGAUGACUCCUGAUACCGCUGCAGUCCCUUCAAAGAAGGCUGCAUUGGCGCCUCUUGGCUUUUCCCAGCAACUAGAAAAGAGCAGGACACACCAGCCUUGA
This is a messenger RNA of Desarmillaria tabescens, 477 nucleotides long. RefSeq lists its product as uncharacterized. The transcript has 2 exons. Bases 1 to 477 code for a protein of 158 amino acids. Lineage: Eukaryota; Fungi; Basidiomycota; Agaricomycetes; Agaricales; Physalacriaceae. The record is from RefSeq and is a predicted model, not a curated record.